This is a messenger RNA of Acanthoscelides obtectus, 839 nucleotides long. The record is from the annotation of a GenBank genome assembly. NCBI's taxonomy places the organism in Eukaryota, Metazoa, Arthropoda, Insecta, Coleoptera, Chrysomelidae.
GUUCUGUGCAGUAAGCAGAGAGAUGUUAAGACAUGUGUCAAUUUCCAAAAUUCCUUGACAUAUUCAAAUAAUUGGCCAUCGGCUUAAAAAAAUUUAAAAUUUCAAGUUCAUAUGAUCGCUUUAUGGCGGAUUCAAAAGGCGAGACAUCGGCAAACGAUGAAAACUACCGUAACAUCGAGGAUAUAAUCGAUUCGAGGAAACUGCUCGGACAAUACAACGCGUUCAAGCAUUCGAAUGGUAUCAACUUUCGAUACGCUUAUUCCAGUUCCUGUGCAGUGGAUAAAUACGAUGAUACCGUAGCACAACUGGAAGGUGAUACGGGCAGCACUUAUCUGAAGCUGACAGAUUCGGAGAUCACGGUGAUUCGAGUCAAAUGUAGCGACCUUAGUCCCAAGACCUUCAGGAACUUUGCCGACAACACUAAACCAGGUGAUGGAGUCCAUUUAGGCGACAGUAACCCUUCAAUGGUCAACUUGGUAACUUUGAUCGGUGCUGGCGCCAGUCAUCCCCUGGGAACUGAAGAAUAUCUGAUCCCUCUUUCUUCGUGGGACCACUACCUCAAACUGGAUGACGUAGUUCAGCCUGCGAAUGAAGGUAAAGCAGCAGACGUAACAGCGAAGCCAGAUGCUUUGACGGUUCAAGAGGAAAAUGAAAAUAUGCUGCUUGAAAAAAGGCUGUCACGAGAUUGUGCAUGCCAGACGCUUCACAAACGUCUUUUCAUAAGGGAACCGCGGACGAAGAGGAUGUCCAGAUUCAUACUGAGGCAUUGUAGUUGUUUUGAAUUCCUGUAUAUGAUAAUAAACCGAAAAUGAAAUGUUUGGUUUCGAUGCCGAUGUACC